CAGUGUAUGACGAUGAGUUCCCCAGGGCACAUGACGGAGGCGGCGGUGGCGCUCACAACCUUGCCGUAGCUCAAAAACGUUCGUGCACGUGUGCACCUGUAACUCCGCCCCUUUUUUAGCUCACACCCGGGCAGGGGGUGCAUGUGCACCCGAAAGUGCGCCGCGCGCCCGACAGGAACGGGACACGAACCUUCGCGGUGCACCGACUUCGGUCGCCUAUAAAUAAGGGCGCUCGGGCGUUCAGGGGUAACACUUCGGUUUUUACUCUCAAGCCUGCCGCAUCCGUAGCAAGUUUCGUAGCUAUUUCUAUUUAGCCAGCUCCGUUUCAUGUUUAUCACACACAGAGACACCCGGUCCAGAGCAGUCGAAAAGGUGGUACCGCAACGCCGGAACAGUGAACAGAUGUAGCGAAAGGAUAGCAGAUCUGUUUUUAUUUCUUCGGUUUUUGUGUUUUGUUUGUGUCAAACUGAUUUUAUCAGUUCUCAGUGUAUGUGUGCAUGUGUCGAAGCUUAUGAACCCCGAGCGAACAACAAAAAGGAUUACUGUGCAUUGUUUGUGCUGUCUGUGAAUUUCCAAUUGAAGAUAAAAAAAAGGAAGAUCAAUGAUCAAUCCUGGUGAUGCAAAAGUGAACUCGUUUUGAGCCGUCAAACGUCGAUCGUGAAUUAUUCGAUCGUUACAAGAAAAAAAGUGAAGUGAGUGAUUGGAGCAAGCAAAUUCUUUGCUAGAAAAGAAACAAAUAAAAAGUGAACUCGUCCAACUGUUUGGAAAACGCACGUUGCGUUGGUGUAAAGUUUUAAGUUUCAUCAAACACUAGUGUGUGCGUGUUCGAGUGCCGAACACCAUGCCAACAUCGAUCAUGCAGAAAAACUACAGCCACUGCCCGCUCAAGAAGCGCCCCGUCUUCAUGUCGAAGGACGACCCAAUGAAAAAUGAUUCCGAUGGUGAGAUGGAGCCGGAAAACCUCAGCACCAAACCGCAGGACCUCUCGAUGAAGUCCAUGAAGAAGAAGGCCCGCUCCGAGUCGCCCGAGGAGCUGGUCGUGAUCAAGGCGGAGGACACUCUGCCCACCCCGCCGCCCUCCUCCUCGCCGAGCCCGAGCGACACCAAGUCGCCGCUGUCCAUCCCCACCCCCACCUACGGUUCGCUGUCCUCGAUCUACUUCCCCGGAUCGCGAUCGCCCGCCGCCUCCUUCCCCGCCGUCUACCCUGGCUUCCCGUACGCGAUGCCCUACAGCUCCGAGUUCUACAGCGCCUACCAGACCCAAAGCCCUCACCAUCCGGCUGCCCCGCUGCCCCUCCACCCGCACCAUCCGCAUCAUCUGCAUCCGCACCACAGCCAGAUCUCGCCGCCGCGCUCCGAGCCGCUGUCCCCGUACAGUGCCGGCCAGCACGACACGUCCGGCAGCCCAUCGGCCUCCCCGACGCAUCUCUUCCGCCCGGACCGCCACUCGCUCUCGCCGCCGCCCUCGAUGGUCGUCCCGGCCUACCCGACCGAGCUGCGCCUCAACCAGAACAACAACAUCAUCAAGUCGGAGUCGGCCUUUGCCCGGGCGCAGCACCGCUUCAUGCCGUACCCACCGCUGCACCACCCGCACCACCCACACCACCCGCACCACCACCAGCAUCACCCGCACCAUCCGGCCCACCAUCAUCCGCUGAUGGCGAUGUCGUCCGUUGCCGAGCAUCCGUCCCUGUCGCCCGCCUCCAGCCACACCUCGUUCAACUCGUACCUUUCGUCGCGCGGCCGCUCGCUGUCACCGAUCUCCUCGUCGGCACCCGCCAGUCCGGGCGCCGAUUCCGAGGAGAACAACAACAGCCUCAGCGCCGCCAACGGCAACAGCACCUCCCUCUCGUCCUCGUCCGGCUGCUCCUCCAUCCUGACGGAGAAAUCGACCUCGAGCGCGAACAUCCUGCAGAAGAAGGACGGUGGCGGCGAGAAGGGAGCGUCGCCGGCGGGUGGCAACGGUGCCCCGCGCUACCAGUGCCCGGACUGCGGUAAGUCGUACUCGACCUACUCGGGCCUGUCGAAGCACCAGCAGUUCCACUGCCCGGCGGCCGAGGGCAACCAGGCGCAGAAGACGUUCGUGUGCAAGGAGUGCGACAAGCCGUACAAGACGCUCGGUGCGCUCAAGAUGCACAUCCGCACGCACACGCUACCGUGCAAGUGUACGCACUGUGACAAGGCGUUCUCGCGCCCGUGGCUGCUGCAGGGCCACAUCCGCACGCACACCGGCGAGAAGCCGUUCGUGUGCAAGCUGUGCUCGCGCGCGUUCGCCGACCGGUCGAAUCUGCGCGCGCACCAGCAGACGCACGAGGACGUGAAGCGCUUCAAGUGUCCGACGUGCACGAAGUCGUUCUCGCGGCUGCCGCUGCUGACGAAGCAUGCCGAGUCCGGGUGUCCCGGUGGUUCCGGAUCGGGCGAUAGCAGUACGGCCGGUUCGCCAGUGCCAUCGCUGGCCCGUUCGGACAGUCCGCAUUCGCAGAGCGGAGGUUCGUCCGCUGCCUGCAACAUCUCGGAGGACAGCUUCAUGCCAACGGUGCUCCCGCACGGUGGUAACAUUGCCGUGUACUAGAGAACGGGAUAGAGAGAGAGUUGGUGAACAGCGAGUAGUGUCGGAGUGUGCGAAACCAUUGUUGUGUGCCUUCACCGUGUGCCCUUCGUCGCAGAUUGUUAAGGCGCGACCAAAGACUGAUGAGGAGAAAGAGAGCGUUAUUAGUGUGAAUGUGUGUGAGUGUGUGUGUGAACGAGCUUGUUAGUGGUAGGAGGAUGCGCAAGGAGGAUACACGGAAGGAAAGCAGGACGCCGUUUGUUCGGUUCUAGUGCAGGGGAAAGCCUCCCAAAAAUCGAUGUCCCCCUUCUGGGAAGGGACCAAGAAAGCAGACCCUUUUGUUUUUUACGUUUAGUAAGUUUAUUUAUUUUCCAACGAGCAAAAGCAAAACACAAAAACGGAAAGUUUUCUUUUUAGUUUUUUU
This is a messenger RNA of Anopheles coluzzii, 2972 nucleotides long. RefSeq names its product protein escargot. Bases 842 to 2572 code for a protein of 576 amino acids. Gene Ontology annotation, molecular function: DNA-binding transcription factor activity, RNA polymerase II-specific; RNA polymerase II cis-regulatory region sequence-specific DNA binding. The record is from RefSeq and is a predicted model, not a curated record. Lineage: Eukaryota; Metazoa; Arthropoda; Insecta; Diptera; Culicidae. Gene Ontology annotation, biological process: regulation of DNA-templated transcription. The transcript is spliced from 2 exons.